AUGUUUAUAAUACAGACAUUUCAGGUAUUAAAUAUCCAAAUACCAGUACAAGUAGUGCGAUGUGACUUUCCCUUCGCCAGUAUUCUCACCCUCACCAGCCCUCUUGCAGGCAGCACACAUGAGGUAAGAAAGAAAGAAAGAAAGAAAAGAAAGAAAGAAAGAAAGAAAGAAAGAAAGAAAGAAAGAAAGAAAGAAAGAAAGAAAGAAAGAAAGAAAGAAAGAAAGAAAGAGAGAGAGAGAGAGAGAGAGAGAGAGAGAGAGAGAGAGAAAGAAAGAAAGAAAGAAAGAAAGAAAGAAAGAAAGAAAGAAAGAAAGAAAGAAGAAAGAAAGGAAAGAAAGAAAGAAAAAGAAAAGAAGAAAGAAAGAAAAGAGAAAAGGAAAGAAGGAAAGAAAGAAGGAAAGAAAAGAAAGAAAGAAAGAAAGAAAGAAAGAAAGAAAGAAAGAAAGAAAGAAAGAAAGAAAGAAAGAAAGAAAGAAAGAAAGAAAGAAAGAAAGAAAGAAAGAAAGAAAGAAAGAAAGGAAGAAAGAAAGGAAGAAAGAAAGGAAGGAAGGAAGGAAGGAAGGAAGAAAGAAAGAAAGAAAGAAAGAAAGAAAGAAAGAAAGAAAGAAAGAAAGAAAGAAAGAAAGAAAGAA
This is a messenger RNA of Suncus etruscus (white-toothed pygmy shrew), 633 nucleotides long. RefSeq names its product RNA-binding protein 25-like. NCBI's taxonomy places the organism in Eukaryota, Metazoa, Chordata, Mammalia, Eulipotyphla, Soricidae. The transcript has 3 exons. The record is from RefSeq and is a predicted model, not a curated record. The annotation marks the transcript as partial.